AUGGCUCGACAGCGAUCAAGAGCAUCUGCCAAAGUGGGGGAUCGGAACACAAAUUUUUUUCAUGCAAGAGCAUCUGCCCGCAGAAGAAAUAACAAAAUAAGAUAUUUAGUACAAGAAGAUGGUACAAAAUGUGAAGAUCAAGAAGCUAUUAAACGUAUGGCUAUAGAUUUCUACUCAAAUUUGUUCUCUUCUGAACCAAAUGCUAAUAUUGAAGCCAUCCUUGAUGCAAUUCCUACCAAAGUGGAUCAAAAUAUAAAUGAAGAAUUAUGCAAACCAUAUACUGAUGAGGAGAUCAAAAAGGCAUUGUUUCAAAUGGGUCCAACAAAAGCUCCAGGCCCAGAUGGAUUUCCAGCUCUUUUUUAUCAACGACAUUGGGAUUUAUUGCACAAAGAAAUAUGUCAAGCAGUAGAAACGGUGGCUCAUGCCUUCAUCAAAUGUCAAUAUAUGGAAGAAAUAUGGCGUGAAAUGAAGAAAUGUGAAUCAGAAAGAAUGGGAGCUGGAUGUGUGAUACGGGACCACAAUGGAAAUUUCUUGGCUGCAACAAACCAAGUGAUUUGCAGAGUCUCUGAACCAGAAAUGGCUGAAGCUUUGGCUGUCCGAUGGGCUUUAAAGUUCAUCUGUGAUCAACACUUCAAGAAAGUGGUAAUUGCUUCGGACUGCUUAAACUUGGUACGAAAGCUCAUGCAAAAAAGUCUGGAUAGGUCUCAUAUAGGAGCAAUCGUCCAAGACAUCAAGAUGAUGAGAAACAACUUUGAUGAUAUUUCUUUUGUCUUUGUUAGUCGAAAUUGUAAUGAGGUAGCUCAUGUAUUAGCUAAGUCGGCUAACCAGACGGCUGGUUUGAUGUGUCUAAAUGAAGCCCCGGAGUCCAUUCGGGCUUUACUUUGUAAUGAUCUUCUAAGCACCGAAGAUGCUGUCGGCGUGGACGGAGUCGAGGUUCGGAACCUGGCGGCGAUAGAGGCGAGGUGCGCGUCGAGGUCCUCCCAGCGGAACCAGGCGGCGGUCAUGGAGCUGGAGCAGCACAUCAACGGCUCGGGCAACCUCGACCCAUCAGGCGCCGGCGCGGUGGUCACGCUCAAGGACGGCACCAAGGUCUGGGCGCCCAAAGCGUCCCGCAUCGCCUGCGAGGACGAGCCGCGGCCCAUGCUUCUGCGCGAGUGGAGCCUCUUCGACUCCAUGCUCUACGGCCUCAAGAAGCUCAAGCUGCUUCUCGCCCAUCUGGUGUCCCUCUCCCGAAAGUAG
Messenger RNA from Miscanthus lutarioriparius, 1239 nucleotides. NCBI's taxonomy places the organism in Eukaryota, Viridiplantae, Streptophyta, Magnoliopsida, Poales, Poaceae. The record is from the annotation of a GenBank genome assembly.